Messenger RNA from Dothidotthia symphoricarpi CBS 119687, 942 nucleotides. RefSeq lists its product as uncharacterized. NCBI's taxonomy places the organism in Eukaryota, Fungi, Ascomycota, Dothideomycetes, Pleosporales, Dothidotthiaceae. The record is from RefSeq and is a predicted model, not a curated record. The coding region runs from base 1 to 942 and encodes 313 amino acids. The transcript has 5 exons.
AUGGCGGUGGCGGUCGUUGAACACUGGAGUCUGCUGGCGACGUCUGGUCAAGGGCGAGACGGGACAACAGCAAGCACACGAGCAGCAGCAGCAGCAGCAGUAGCACGCAAGGUAUCUCGACAGUCGAGAGGUGGGUGGAGGAAUUGGCAGGAGCGUCCAAAAGGGACACACGGGGCGGCGAGAGAGUUUUAUAAUGGAGGCAUUGCAGUGUGCCAGCUAGACGGUACCUCUCGAAAGAUGUUAGAUUACUGCCCGCUGCCGUUUGCAACAGAGAGUGCGACGGUCGUGUACAGCCGUUUGGCUCCGUGCGGAUGUGCAAGGACAAGUACAUUAGCCUCCACGCCUAAUCUCGACCUAGGCACGGACGGCUGCGCAGCCCUCUCCGCCCAAUGGCGACGAGUGGUAGACAGCCGAGCUCUGUUGUCUCGCGGCUCCGAUUCUGUAGCAUGCUCUGCUCCUCUCGCAUCCUCCAAGACCACGCCCCAGGCACGCAGGCACUCCACCGCCCUCGGCCAGGGUCUGCAGAGUCAGGACGGUACUUGCGCAGCGGACAGCCGGCUGCGCUUGAUCGCGGCUACUCUCGAGCAUGCUACAGCGCAACGCCUAUGGGCCCCUAACAUGCGCCGGCAAACGCCAUGUCGCCUGCUGGCUCGCAGAUCCACGGAAGCCCACCCGCCCAGUCCCGUCCUGCAGACUCGACAUAGUCUGAGACUGACUGCAUCAGACCACAGGGCUGAUGAUUCAUUGCCCACCGAGCACAAGAAAGCGACACUCCACUUACUUCCUCCUGUUGCCCUCGCCAAGUUGGCGAAGAACUAUCGACGACUGGAUAUCGUCAUGUGCCGAUGUGUCGUCGUGCUCACCCCAGCACUCAGCAUCUUGUCGACAGCGACGGGUGCAACAUUGGAAGCAAUAUACGGAUGGCGGACAAAUGAAGCGUGA